AGUCCACUACCAAUUAUCCACAUGUAAAGGAGGAAUAUUUAAAGUAAGAUAGGGUUAGGGUUCGGAAUUUUCAAAAUGAUGAGGAUUAGGAGAGGCUAAAUUUGGGUUCCUUAAUAAGUGGAUUCGUUCUGUUUUCUAGACUUCUUCGACCGAUUAUCCCCUUCUCAGACCAACGGUUGCAGAGAAAGAAGAAAUCUUUAUUUUGUUAGUUUGUUUUAUCCUCUUAAAUCCAAACCUUCAUUGUCUCUUCUGAUCUUGGAAGUGAAUAUAUAAAUACCUGUAAAAAAAGUUGGGUCUCGUUUGUUUCUGGGUUUUUUUAAUUUUUAAUUUUUCUUGUAUUUAUUUCUUGCUUGAUUGAAAUUUGUAAAGACGUUGAUUCAGGAAUUGGGUUUUCUUUCCCUUGAAUUUGGUUUCUUGCUGUAUAAUAAAAUCCAACAAAACCCAUUCUUCCUAUUGAGUCUCUUCAGUUGGGUUUAUUGAGUAUACAUUCCUUGAUUGAUUGCUUCGGCUUUAAUUGGGCUUUCCUGAGAGAGAAAGAGAGAGAAGAGGUUGAUUAUAGAGGCCUUGAUUUUGUACUCUAGACUCUGGAGUUUGUUUCUGAGCUAAAGACUAUCAAAGUUCCUGUUUUCUCAAUCAGAUCUAAGGGCUCAAUUUGGGUCUACCAGCCCAACUAUCAGAUUAGAGAACUAUUAUUUUUCAUCUGGAGCAGCUUGAGAUUGAUUGCUUUGCCGUCCUGAGUGGGUGUACUAUGGUUGGAAAUAGUGUAUCUUUAGCCAUGGCCGAAAGUGAGAUUUCUGCUCUAAAAGAAGCGCUUCAAACUCAACAACACCUUCUGCAAAAAGUCUACGACGACCUUGAAGAGGAGAGAGAAGCCUCAGCUAGCGCAGCAAGUGAAGCUCUAUCCAUGAUUUUGCGUCUACAAGGGGAAAAGGGUGCAGAGAAGAUGGAAGCUAGUCAAUAUAAAAGAUUGGUAGAGGAAAAAUUGCAUCAUGCUGAGGAAUGUCUGUCGGUUUUUGAGGAUCUCAUGUAUUCAAAAGAAAUGGAGAUCGCUUCUCUAGAGUUCCAAAUUCAGGCUUACAGAUACAAAUUACUAAGCUUGGGAUUUGGUGAUCCAUGUGUUGGGAAAAUGAAAUUCCAGGACAGUCAAUAUUUGAGGAGAAAUGAAGUUCAAAUUGAGGAGAUUGGUCUUCCUGGAAAUGUGAGAAGGAACAACUCUCUGCCUCCAAUUCCACUUAAAGAUGCACAGUUGAAGAAGAAGCGCAAGGUUGAAAAUGAAGGAUCAGCAGCUCCACUGCAAGAAUUGAUUACAAAGAAGAAUGAUGAAGAGACACAGGUGGUGUCUGAGGAAUCUGUGGUUGGUGACUUUAAUUCAUACUGGGAAAAAAUCAAAAGGUUGGAUGAACGAGUAAAAGAGUUAUCAUAUAGAAGAGAUAUUGAGAGAGUAGAGUCUGAUUUGAUUUCAAGAAAUCAUGAUGUUUCCUCAACCAUGGCAACAUCUUCCAUGUUGACGGGUAUCUCAAGGACCCGUUCGCUGAGUACAGCAGCGAGCAGAGACCUGUCUGUUGAUACAGUGGGACGAGCCACACCAAUUAAAAUGGGCCCUGAAGGUACAUCUUUAUGUUCAACUUAUAAGGUUGAAGAUUCUGAUGGUUUUCUGGGAUCUGAUGCAUCUAGUGGUAUUCCGUGUUUGGAAAGUGAAACAACCAGAAGUUCAGUCCAUUCGACAACUGUGCAUGAUGUUUUUGAAGUCCCACAAAAUCAUGAAAAUAAAAGAAUUUGUGUAUCACAGAAACAAGAACAAAAGCUGAUCUUCAAAGGAGAGACCACCAGGCUCAGGAAGCAGCAAUCAGUCCCACCAGAAACACCUGAAUACUACCACAAAGAAAAAGAUGAGUGGGUAAAGAAAGUCUUGCUAUUUGCGCAUCGUGACUGCAAGUCACCUAAAUUAAGAGAUGGGGUUGAUUUUCGUUUACCUUUUUCUGAUCCCGUAUCUUCACCUCAGUCUGAGGUUCAGCAGCUUAAGAAGAGAAUUGAGCUACUUGAGAAGGACAGGACCAUAACGCAAGAAUCAUCUGACAGAGGGGAAGAGCAAUUGAAAUUGUUGAGGGAUAUAAAUGAGCAGCUUAAGAUGAUACAAUCUGAGAUAGAUAAUUUUAAAUCUAAGAAGUCUCCUUCACGUGAUGAGUCUCAGUUUUUGUCUCUCAUUGAGGCAAUGCUCUGCUGUUCGCUCUAGUCCAGCCACUGAAAAUGUGUUACCUAAGGGAAAAAUUCAGAUUUCCAUGCAGUAUUUGUUUCAGAUGUUAGUGCAGCAGUGUUGGCACAUCUACCAAGCAUUGCGAUGUAAAGAAAACUGCAGAUGACAAGUUCAGAUUAGAAGAAGUGGCAUACAUAGACUGACUAUGGAUUGGAUUUGUACUUUUGUGAGUGAAAUUUUGUUACUGAGUGAGGAUUGCAUACUGCACAUCAAAUACUGUAUAAUAGAUAAAUUGUGUUUAUUGUAGGAGUAUAUAUUGAAACAUACCAUUUGUAUUCAUUUUGAAUAUAGUGAUUGAAUUUUGAAUAUCUUCUAAUGUC
Macadamia integrifolia is the source of this 2574-nucleotide messenger RNA. RefSeq lists its product as uncharacterized. The transcript has 3 exons. The record is from RefSeq and is a predicted model, not a curated record. NCBI's taxonomy places the organism in Eukaryota, Viridiplantae, Streptophyta, Magnoliopsida, Proteales, Proteaceae. The coding region runs from base 749 to 2233 and encodes 494 amino acids.